AAGGAGCUCAAACGGGUGCAUCCUUCUGGCUGUGACUCCGGUGAAGGGGAUACCAUGUUGUUCUUCACCCUCCUGCUAGAGGUGAUUUGGACCCUGGCUGCCAACGGGGGUCAACACUGGACAUAUGACGGUCCACAUGGUCAAGACCACUGGCCAGCCUCUUACCCUGAGUGUGGAAGCAAUGCCCAGUCCCCCAUCAACAUUCAGACAGACAGUGUGACUUUUGACCCUGAGUUGCUACCUCUGCAGCCCCAUGGAUAUGAACAGCCUGGCACCGAGCCUUUGGACCUGCACAAUAAUGGCCACACAGUGCAACUCUCUCUGCCCCCUACCCUGUAUCUGGAAGGACUUGCCCGAAAAUACGUAGCUGCCCAGCUCCACCUGCACUGGGGUCAGAAAGGAUCCCCGGGGGGGUCAGAGCACCAGAUCAAUGGCGAAGCCACAGCUGCAGAGCUCCACAUCGUACAUUAUGAUUCUGAUUCCUACGAAAGCUUAAGUGAGGCUGCUCAGAGGCCUCAGGGCCUGGCUGUCUUGGGCAUCCUCAUUGAGGUGGGGGAGACAAAGAAUCCAGCUUAUGAACACAUUCUGAGUCACUUGCAUGAAAUCAGACAUAAAGAUCAGAAGACCUCGGUGCCUCCCUUCAACCUGAGAGAGUUGUUCCCCCCACUGCUGGCACAGUUCUUCCGUUACAAUGGCUCGCUCACCACACCGCCCUGCUACCAGAGUGUGCUCUGGACAGUCUUCAGUCGAAGGGCCCAGAUUUCAAUGGGACAGCUGGAAAAGCUUCAAGAGACACUGUUCUCUACGGAAGAGGAGCCCUCUAAGCUCCUGGUACAGAACUAUCGAGCCCCCCAGCCUCUCAAUCAGCGAACGGUCUUUGCUUCAUUCAUCCAAGUGGGAUCCUUGUAUACCACAGGUGAAAUGCUGAGUCUGGGAGUGGGAAUCCUGGUUGGCUGUCUCUGCCUUCUGCUGGCUGUUUAUUUCAUUGCUAGAAAGAUUCGGAAGAAGAGACUAGGAAACCGGAAAAGUGUGGUCUUCACCUCAGCACGAGCCACCGAGGCAUAG
Mesoplodon densirostris (Blainville's beaked whale) is the source of this 1065-nucleotide messenger RNA. RefSeq names its product carbonic anhydrase 14 (gene CA14). The record is from RefSeq and is a predicted model, not a curated record. Gene Ontology annotation, cellular component: plasma membrane. The transcript has 12 exons. The coding region runs from base 55 to 1065 and encodes 336 amino acids. NCBI's taxonomy places the organism in Eukaryota, Metazoa, Chordata, Mammalia, Artiodactyla, Ziphiidae. Gene Ontology annotation, molecular function: zinc ion binding; carbonate dehydratase activity.